CAGACAAUAUACUGUUACACUGGAGCAAGAUGGCGACUGUCAUUCACAACCCCCUGAAACCACUUGGGGAUCAGUUCUACAAAGAAGCCAUCGAGCAUUGCCGCAGUUACAACGCCAGGCUGUGUGCCGAGCGCAGCGUCCGUCUCCCGUUCCUGGACUCCCAGACCGGCGUGGCUCAGAAUAACUGUUACAUAUGGAUGGAGAAACGGCACAGAGGGCCAGGAAUGGCUCCGGGGCAGUUGUAUACCUACCCAGCUCGGUGCUGGAGAAAAAAGAGGCGCUUGCAUCAUCCAGAUGACCCCAGGUUAAGACUUCUUGAAAUCAAAUCAGAUGUUGAUUUUCCUCUACGGAAAGACGUUCUGUCAGAGGGAACUACACUGGAAGCUCUGCUUCGAGGGGAGUCAAUUGACCGGAAGGAUGCCAGAGAUGAGGACAGUCUACAAGAAAUUCAGAGAGUAUUGGAAAAUGAUGAGAAUGCAGAUGAUGAUGAUGACAUGGAAGAAGAAGUUCCAAAGAGAAAGAACCGAAGCAGGGGACGGGCACGUGGUGGUAGGAGAAGGAACGACACCUCAUAUGACGACCAUGAUAAACCCUACGUGUGCGACAUUUGCGGCAAACGUUACAAGAACCGUCCGGGACUCAGCUACCACUACGCCCAUACCCAUCUAGCUGAUGAAGAAGGGACAGACAGUAGAGAUCAAGACACACGAUCCCCGUGCUCUCCCUCCAUUCUCAGAAACGAAAACCAGAAAUCUCGCAAAGGAUCCGAUGGUGCUAUACUUUCCAACGACUACUGCGACUUCUGCCUGGGGGACUCAACCAUGAAUAAGAAGACGGGACAUCAAGAGGAGCUCGUGUCCUGCGCGGACUGCGGACGCUCUGCUCAUUUGGGAAGAGAAAGCAGAAAGGAGGAGAUGCACAACGCAGAGGACUUAUUCGGUUCCACGUCGGAAAGCGACACAUCCACGUUUCAUGGCUUUGACGAGGAUGACUGGGAGGAACCUUCCUCUGUCCGAGCCACAAUCUCCCCAACUGCAGAGGACCAGGGGGACUCCUGAAGGAAAUAAUUUGGAUCAACCACAUCUCCUUCCAGUUAUAAUCCAUACCUUCAUUUUUCUUUUUCUUUUUUUUAAUUUUAAUUAAUUUUUUUUUGUUUUAAGACAUUUUUUUUUUCCGUAAUCUGCAUUUUCAAAGCACAACCGCAUCAGACAUAUCUGAAAAUUCGGAAUGUUCUAUGAGCUGUUUUGAACCAAAACUUUGUGGAUUUAAACUUUUUUUUUUUUUUUGGCCAAAGCGCCUGUCGCCAGUAUUAACCAGCAAAUCUAAGGCUGGACCUAAAACCAGUUUGGACUUUUAUAUUUAAAACAUAGUAGCGUUAACACGUUAUUUUAAUACAGAAGGUAGGAAAUACACUGAAAGUCCGCUUUUUGUUGUGGCUACGACCCAGGGUACCUCAGAAAGAAGACUUUUGUAAAUGAUGGCUUCUGCAUUAAAGCAAGUAGGCCUUCUUCAGUCUUACUUCAACACUGAUAUACACGGAGCAAACUUCUCCCCGUUUCUGCCACCUGAUCUCCUGCACGAGGUCAGAAGAUGUCUAGCUGUAGAACAAGUCACUCACAUGCUAAUACAUUUCAAAGAAAAAGAAA
Molecule: messenger RNA, 1646 nt
Organism: Spea bombifrons (plains spadefoot toad)
Lineage: Eukaryota; Metazoa; Chordata; Amphibia; Anura; Pelobatidae
Gene: DPF3
Product: double PHD fingers 3
Exons: 9
Coding region: 30-1058 (342 amino acids)
Biological process (GO): nervous system development
Cellular component (GO): nBAF complex; nucleus
Source: RefSeq, a predicted model, not a curated record